Molecule: messenger RNA, 615 nt
Organism: Aureococcus anophagefferens
Lineage: Eukaryota; Pelagophyceae; Pelagomonadales; Pelagomonadaceae
Exons: 1
Coding region: 1-615 (204 amino acids)
Biological process (GO): DNA-templated transcription
Cellular component (GO): RNA polymerase I complex; RNA polymerase II, core complex; RNA polymerase III complex
Molecular function (GO): DNA-directed RNA polymerase activity; DNA binding
Source: RefSeq, a predicted model, not a curated record
AUGCUCUCCGCGGAGGCGAGCCACCUCUUCCGCAUCCGGCGCACGCUCCUGAAGAUGCUGAAGAAGCGCAACUACGUCGUCGACGUCGCCCAGCUCGAGAUGUCGAGCGAGGCCUUCCAGGAGCAGUUCGGCGAGCAGCCGAAGCGCACCGAUCUGACGAUCCUCGCGGAGCACGAGACGGACGCCGAGGACCAGGUCUUCAUCUUCCUCCCCGACGAGGAGAAGGUCGGCGUCAAGACCAUCAAGCAGUACUGCGAGAUGAUGAAGGAGGCCUCCGUGUCCCACGCCAUCCUCGUCGUCAAGGCGGGCAUCACGCCCUUCGCCAAGACGGCGCUCCAGGAGAUGGCGUCGAUGUACCUCAUCGAGCACUUCCGCGACAACGAGCUCCUCGUCGACAUCACGGAGCACAAGCUCGUGCCCGCGCACCAGCCCCUGAGCCCCGAGGACAAGGCGGCGCUGCUCAAGCGCUACAAGCUCAAGGAGAGCCAGCUGCCGCGGAUCCAGAAAAACGACCCCGUCGCGCGCUACUACGGCCUCAAGGUCGGCGAGGUCAUCAAGAUCGUCCGGCCGUCGGAGACGGCGGGCCGCUACGUGACCUACCGCGUCUGCAUCUAG